AUGGCGAAGGAGCUUUUGCAGCUUUUGUUCGUGUUCAGUUGCCUGCAAGUGGUGUGGCGCGCAUGGUGCGGCGACAUGCCCUCUGAGGCUACGACCCGCACGGCUUUGGACUGCCUUACGGGGGCUACUUUGCAGGGGCUAAGCAAGAAGCUUUUGCGCACCUCUGCAUUCAGGCUGGCAGCCUGCAGGCAGCCUGCGAUAGCUCUUGGGCUGCUGUUGCAAGACGUGCGCGAUGCUGCCCUUGGCCAAGGUGACAUGAGCAUCUUGCCAAGUGUGGCCACCAAGCGCCCACAGGAGCUUCUAAUAUCUCGGAAGUCGAUCCCGGAGGAAGAAGGUGCAAGUGUGCAAAACGUCUUUCGCGACAUGCUCGCGGCACGCAGUUCUCAGGCCGAGGUGGAGUUCAUGGUAGAAGGCAUCGUCACCUUGCUGGGCACUGUGAGCAAGGAGAAGGGCAGCUAUCUGCCGAGCUCGAUGAGGUUGCCACCUUUCUUGCCUGAACUCCUCGUUCUCGUCUUUCACCUCACAGCCUGCCCAAAGUUCGUGGCAGGUGCGUGUGCAGAGGGUGAGGUCAUCAGCCUCAUCGAGGGUGUCCUGUUGGCAGCCAACCAGGCGCCCGAGCAUGUCGACGAAUCAGGCCUCAGCCUCAUUGAGGCCGCGAUUCUCCUCAACCUGACCUCGUACCGCGAAGUUUGCGUGGAGCUGGAUGAGGACUUUGAUGGCAGCUUACCCGAGAGCAUCCCUGAUUUCGAGGGUACUGCUGCCGACUUUGUGGCCUUGGCAGCGCUUGCUCAGGCCAACGAGAACCUAGGCAAGUGCAAGGCGAGCAAAAUUCAUGACAACAUCGUGCAGAUGAGCUUGUUCACGUUGGCCAAUGUGUCAACAUUCGCGGACGGUCUGUGCAUGGAAGUCACCUCGCGCCUGUUUUCCUUGUUUGAGCGAUGCGUGAAAUCGCUCCAGCUGUCUCGAGAAAGGCUUGGCUUUGCCAGCCACUUGCCGAUACUGCUGGAAGCCUUCGAUAAUGCCCUCCAGUACAGGUAUGGUGGCAACACCAACCUAGCCUAUGGCUUGAUGACAAGACAGGCGAUCUUCCGAGAUCUCGUGUCUUUGGUGCCACAGGUCCAAUGUCACAUUGAUCUUGACAAGGACGGCGAGAAGGAGAGACAGCAAUGGCAGCAGCGUGUUGAGAUGCACCUGCAUCCAAUAUCCAUGCUCUUGGAUGCAACGGUGCCGAUGCUGGAAGCGGAGGUGGAGAAGCACGAAAUAUCAAACUCAGAUGAAGCCAAGGAGCUUUUGCCUAGGUGCAUUCUGGGGCUCAUGCCACCACCGCAUGCCUUCCAGAUGAGGCAUUUGCAGCGCUGUGCUGCGACUCACUUGACCUGCGAGCACCUGCUUGCGGCUUGCCUCGGCGAUGGCCCGGUCUGCCCAUUGUGGGAAGUCGAGGAGGCCGAAGAGGCCGAGGAGGGCCAAAGGGGUCGCUCGUCGAGUCAAGCGAAGCCGGAGCGGGCUCCGGAAGUCCGCAGAGGAAGAGAGAGAAGCAACAGCAGAACGAGGUCGGCAGGCAGCAACCGCGCCAAAGGCUCAGGUGGCGCCAAAGCAGCUGCUGCAGAGCCAUCUGCACUCCCAGACGGUGCCGUCACUGGGACCCAGGAUGCCACAGGCAUAAUGACGAAGUCCCCUGAACGGGAUCCUGGCGAUUCCAGACUUGCUGAUGGUGCCACUCCGAAUGGAAACGGCCAGGCAGGUGCACCGACUGUGCCCUCUGCACAUCAGGCAAGCGACACUCCCAGUCCAAAGGCUGGCAUGGACACUUUGGCCUCACAGCUUCAGGAGGCAGUGGCGUCCGGAGUGGACGUCGCUCAGUUGCUCGCACAAUUGCAAGCGGCAAAGGCGCAAGAAGCUGUCGGGAUGGAUCCAGCAGUCUUGCAAGUGUUGCCAUUCAGGCUGCCAGCGUCCAACAGCAUGGGGGCUAAAGCUGCGAAAGCAAAGUCAGUGCCUGGAGGUCCCGAAGCUGAUCUGCCCUCCGAGGCCGCAACAGUGCAGGCCGCACCGCCCAUCCGAAGCCUGAGAGGUGCAGAGCAAAGGGAGUACACGCAGGAACAGGAGGCGGCCGCUGCCAAAAUUGGAGCUGUUGCAAGAGGCAGCGCCACUCGAUGGCAGGUCAAGCAGGACUAUCACGAAGCUAAACGAACCGCGGAGGGUGAUCCUUUGGAGCCGCCGUUGCUUGGCUUCUCUGACUAUGCUCAGCGAAACUCUUCUAUGCCUUCCGUGCCCGACUCCAUCCGCUUUAAGGUCCGUGAUGUGACCAAACAAAACGUGUUGAAGCAGUUGGGGCACACCGAGGACAUGAGCCAUUGGAACACAUUCGAGGCCUUGGCAUCGAGGCUACUAGAGAAGGUGUCUGGUUCCGGUGGUGAAAGCUUGCCGCCAGGCCCAAAGAAGCAGAUGUCAAUGGCCCAUCUUUUCAAUGAUGAGGAAGCACUCCGAGCAGAACUCGAAACCAAAGCGGCCGAGGGUUUUGUGGCUCGUCGACAGGACCACUACUUGCUGGGGAAGUACCAGAUGGUGGCAGUGCCGGCGAUGGCCGACUAUGACUCGGCCUUCGGAGAGGUGCGACCGGGACCGCCGGGAAUGCAGGAGGGCUUCGGCCCGGAGGCAGCGUCCCCACACCGCUGGGACUGCGACGGCCCCGAGGGUUUCGAUGGCUGGUUCUGGGUGCUGCACGCGGCUGCGCCCAACAUUGGUGAAAGUGCACAGGCAGAGGACUUUCUGGCGUAUUCGGUGGAAGAGGAGGACGUUGACGAAUCGAGCCCCGCAAGGACAGAGUCCGUGAGAUCCACGGUUUCGACGGCCUCCAGGUGCUGCUGGAAGGAUCGGCUUGUGCGACCAACGCGGCGGUUGAACGAGGAUCUCUACAUCCAAGACCUACGUCACCUCUGGCGGAAUGUGCUGACAGCCAUGAGACACUUGCAGGUUGAGGAUGUCAUUCUCUUCCCAUUCGGAAUGGGUGCUUUCCUGCGACACCUUAACCUAAACGACGAUCGGUACGAGGAUGCGAGCAUCAUGCGAAGGUUGAAACGCAGAAUCGCCGAUGAGCUUAUGCAUGCCAUAGUCGACAUAUGCUCGCCAAAGUCCAAAGCUGCUCCGAAGGCUUCAGCACCUCUCGAAACCAGAGUGCAUCUCUGUCUUGUGUGUGUCAACCCCGAGAGCGUGGACAACCACAACUGUUUCGUCGAGGCAGCAGCAGCUCGGGCAAAGAGCUGCCCUGAGCUGAAAGAGAUCCUCCAAUUGAGGCGCAACGUCGAUUCCUUGCAGCUUGCCCACGAGCUGGCGAAGAAGGGUUCUGGCAAGCUGAAGGUCGCCCUGCUCAAUGGUGCCAACCGGAAGCUUUGCGGAAACCACUGGUUUCAAAGUGGGGCUCGCUACGCCAUCGACGAGAACCUUCAUCGUCGCUCUGCGUCGCUUUCCAGAGCCUCCUUGCUCGUCAACUUUGACACGGAACCGAGGCCUCGGCGCGCCACGCAACUUCAGGAAACCGUGAAGUUCUUCAGUGGAACCGUGGUAGACUUGGCAAAGAAGCUGGAGCCCGACAAAGUCUUUGCUGUCCAGAAUCAGCAGGACCAGGAGAAGCCGAAGUCUGCUCUGAGCGAGGCCUCCAAGGCCAAGGCCGAGGCUCUGCCGGCUCCGGCCCGCAGGCCCCGCAGGCCCUUCUGCCUCUGUGGCCGAAGUGCCGCCAAACCACAGGAGAGAGCCGAGCAGCCGGAGAUGGUUACAGGUACAGUUUGA
This is a messenger RNA of Symbiodinium sp. CCMP2592, 3783 nucleotides long. Lineage: Eukaryota; Dinophyceae; Suessiales; Symbiodiniaceae. The record is from the annotation of a GenBank genome assembly.